ACCAGCUUUUUUGAGGCUUCGUGUCAACAUCGCCAGCUUCAACCCGCAUGAGCAAGCAAUAUCCCCGCCUGCAAAGCCCAAUUGCGCGAAGAGCAGCCUGUAUCUGAGCUAUAGUUCCGUUCCAUGGCGGAUUUUGCGCCGAUUCCAAUUGCCUGCUCCUGAGUAUCGCGAACCGCCAAUAUUUCUCCCGUCUGUCUACGUCCCAGCUCUGCAGCUCCAGAUAGUAAACAUUGCCGAUCCAUUCUAGAGCUGCUUUCGACAUAUCACCGGCAAGAUGAAUAUUUUCCGGGUAUUAGCCGAUUUAUCCCAUCUGAUCUCGAUUUUCAUCUUAUUGCAUAAGAUGAAAUCUUCGAGCAGUUGUUCAGGCCUGUCGUUCAAGUCCCAAGCAUUAUACCUCCUUGUUUAUAUUACACGAUAUCUUGAUAUUUUUUGGACUUUCACUCUUUCAGCUUACAAUACUAUUUUCAAAAUCCUUUUUAUUGCUUCCUCAGCGUAUACGAUUUAUCUCAUGAUUAAUGACUACAAACCAACUCAAGACCCCAAUCUCGAUACUUUCAAAGUCCAAUAUCUUCUAGGUGCCAGCGCUGUUCUGGGCAUCCUUUUUCCAUAUUCUUAUACACCUUCCGAGAUCUUAUGGGCGUUCUCUAUCUGGCUUGAAUCCGUCGCCAUCUUACCCCAGCUGUUCAUGCUUCAACGAACUGGUGAAGCCGAGACCAUCACGACUCAUUACCUCUUCGCUCUAGGCAUGUACCGCGCGCUGUAUAUCCCCAACUGGAUUUACCGGUAUUUCAUGGAAGGGCGCACGGACCCAAUUGCCGUCAUUGCAGGGAUCCUUCAAACAAUCCUCUACUCCGAUUUCUUCUGGAUUUACUAUAGCAAGUCAGUUUUCCCUAAUCCUUAAAUGCAAGACAUGCAAGGCUUUCUGACUUGGUUGAAAACACAGGGUCCUUAAAGGAAAGAAGUUCUCGUUGCCCGUAUAAAUCGAAUAAAGGCCGGAACUGGGCUCAGGUCAAACAUGCGGAACGGCGGUCGAGCAAUGGUUUUAUAUGGGGCGUUCAAAACGACUACGGGAAAUGAACUUACCUUGUGAUGCAAAGCUCUGUUCGCUUUAUCGCUUGACGAAGGUAUAGAUUUGUACGGAUGGUCGGCUAUUAUCUUUUUAAUUCACAGUGUAAACAAUCACCACCUUGUUUUUGGUGUCAUUUCUCCAUAAUGUUUUUGCUUUUCACUUUUGAUGUUGCUUUUAGAAAUGAACGCUGCACAAUC
This is a messenger RNA of Coccidioides immitis RS, 1266 nucleotides long. RefSeq names its product er lumen protein retaining receptor, variant. Gene Ontology annotation, cellular component: membrane; endoplasmic reticulum; cis-Golgi network. NCBI's taxonomy places the organism in Eukaryota, Fungi, Ascomycota, Eurotiomycetes, Onygenales, Onygenaceae. The record is from RefSeq and is a predicted model, not a curated record. The transcript has 5 exons. Gene Ontology annotation, biological process: protein retention in ER lumen; endoplasmic reticulum to Golgi vesicle-mediated transport. The coding region runs from base 275 to 901 and encodes 208 amino acids. Gene Ontology annotation, molecular function: ER lumen protein retrieval receptor activity.